Messenger RNA from Schistosoma rodhaini, 3776 nucleotides. Lineage: Eukaryota; Metazoa; Platyhelminthes; Trematoda; Strigeidida; Schistosomatidae. The record is from the annotation of a GenBank genome assembly.
UUUUAGUUGAGAUAAUUUUCCCUCACAUUUUAAGUGAAAAACAAUAUUAUCAUGUACGAAGAAUAGCUUCAAUAUUAUUUAAUACUUUGUUUUGUUUUAAUAACCUAAGCUAUAUAUACUGCUGCUUGUGCCAUCAGCGAAGUCACGUACGGUAUACUUCAAGAUGUCGAGAGCAAAAGUUGGUAUUAACGGUUUUGGUCGUAUUGGGAGGCUUGUACUUCGUGCAGCUUUCCUCAAGAACACCGUGGAUGUAGUUUCGGUGAAUGACCCUUUCAUAGAUUUAGAGUAUAUGGUGUACAUGAUAAAACGUGAUUCCACUCAUGGGACAUUUCCAGGCGAGGUUUCGACUGAAAACGGAAAGUUAAAAGUCAAUGGAAAGUUAAUAUCAGUUCAUUGUGAAAGAGAUCCAGCAAACAUCCCGUGGGAUAAGGACGGGGCUGAAUAUGUCGUUGAGUCCACUGGAGUCUUUACGACCAUUGAUAAAGCUCAGGCUCAUAUUAAAAAUAAUCGAGCUAAAAAGGUCAUAAUAUCUGCACCUUCUGCAGAUGCACCCAUGUUCGUUGUUGGUGUGAAUGAAAAUUCAUAUGAAAAGUCUAUGUCCGUGGUUUCUAACGCAUCAUGUACAACUAAUUGUUUAGCACCUCUGGCUAAGGUCAUUCAUGAUAAGUUUGAAAUAGUCGAGGGCUUAAUGACCACUGUGCACUCAUUUACGGCUACACAAAAGGUUGUAGAUGGACCGUCUUCAAAAUUAUGGCGAGAUGGUCGUGGAGCGAUGCAAAAUAUUAUUCCAGCUUCCACUGGUGCUGCCAAAGCUGUGGGAAAAGUCAUACCAGCACUAAAUGGAAAACUAACGGGAAUGGCUUUCCGCGUCCCAACACCAGACGUUUCAGUCGUUGAUCUGACAUGUAGAUUAGGGAAGGGAGCUUCCUAUGAGGAAAUCAAGGCUGCAGUUAAAGCAGCUGCAUCUGGACCAUUGAAGGGGAUUUUGGAAUACACUGAAGAUGAAGUUGUCAGUUCAGACUUUGUUGGAAGUACCAGUUCGUCCAUCUUUGAUGCGAAGGCUGGGAUAUCUCUUAACAACAACUUCGUGAAAUUAGUUUCAUGGUAUGUUUUCAUAUAUUAUUCCCUAACUUAUUUCAUGUAGGUAUGAUAAUGAGUUUGGAUACAGUUGCCGCGUAAUUGAUCUCAUUACGCACAUGCAUAAAGUCGACCAUGCAUAAUGAAGUAGCUUCAACUGUAGCCGACCAACUUUUUGUCAAUCGAUAGAUAACGAAUAAAGACUUAAUCUGCCUACUUAUUUUUCAAUUCUUUUUAUCACACAGCAAUCAAACAUUGUUUGGUUUCUUCCGUUAUUUUGUUAAGCAGCCAGUGUGAUGUUUAUUUAUUGAUUAUCAUACUUCGUUCACGAGAGCUUACGGAGUCCUAAAGUAUGUGUUCUCAUCAGAAUAAUUAUCACUAGUCCUGCCUUUCGGAUGUAUGAUGGUGGUUCACGUAACUAAUUUUCAGCAGUCGCUAAAGUUUGAUAAGAGCUGACAGGACAUAUUCAGGACUUUCAGUUAUUAUUUAUUAGUUUGUAGUUUGCUUUACGUUUAGUCGUUGUAAACUUUGUGUCCAUCUUAAACUUGCUAUUUAAUUAAUAACAGGAAGAAGGCUGAUACGAUCAGAGCUCUCAUGUCAUCACGUCAUCACAAUAACCAUUUUUCAGUAGACGGAAUGUUUGCCUUUCUUGAGCAUUUCUAGCAAUGUUUUGAUUCUAUUCGUUAAAAGUAGUCUCUGCCGACCUGGCUUUUAGUAGUAUUUAGCGGAAGUCGUUCUGUUUUCAUGGACGAUGUGUUGCUUAACAGUAGUUUUAUCGGGAUUACUUCAAUCUAACUGAAGUGAGCUGAGAUCCCACUUACUUCACAAUGCUUAGCAGGUUACUGUAUCAUGUCACAAGGCGCAAGUAAUGUAUUUUUCAGAAGCCCAGACUUCUAUGUUCUGUCGCGUUCAACUACCCGCCGUUCGUUACAUUGCAUAUCACUAGGGUUAUUCCUAGUGGAAUAGGCUACAAAAGAAGUUGAAGAAUUCAUCGAUUAAGGUUGUAGUCCUAUUAAACGGGUGUAGCCGGUCUGUUUACGACGCUGGCUCUCUGUUGCGUCACGACUACCCUAAGUUUCCCUUAGGUAUACAGCACUGCGGGUAAGGCCUAUUAAUAUUCAAUCCUGCUGUCUACAAACAAUUUUAGUGCCUCAUCUUCCCGAACUGAGCGUGUAGUAUUUCACGGGUUAGUGUUUCUAAUUAGGAGGCUCCGCAGGAAUAGUCAAUCCAGCACGGAAAUGUUAGCUGUCUUGUCAUUGACAUGAACCUCGCUGUUCACCGGAAUUUUAGGGAACAGAUGUUUUGUUCAUAUCCCACACAUGUAGUCAUCCAUUACUCAUACUUGUGAUGCCUGAGUGUGAUUAGUUUGAUCCAGUGUGCUAAAGUGUUCUCGAACUUCUGUGGAGUUCUAAGGAGGUGCGGAACACACGUCCGGUGCUCCCUGAGAUCUAAUGAUUCCCUUAGUGUCAGUUCAUGAUGAGAAAUUAGUUACCAAUUAAAUUGGACAUUCACCUGGUACUGUACUGUAAUUUAGUGGCUAAAAUAAUGUAUGUUUACGAAAGAACACAAAGAGUUUUUGUCUAGAAACCUUGGUGAUUCGCCUACUGAUAACAUUUUGACUUUGUGAUACAAAUAUCAUAGGUUCUAUGCUCGGUGCACUGUACUACUAAGUUUCGUUAAUGAUAACCACAUUCCAAACUCUUGUAUUUCGGUCAGUACGAGAAGUAUUUUAUGACAAUGAUUACGAGAUAGCUAUUAAAUUUAGUACCUCAAGUCUAUUUGAUGAAACUGAUCAGCAUAUCAUUAAGAAGAUUCGCUGAGGAUUUCUUUAAAUAAUCGAUCGGAAGUGGAGUCAUGGGUAUGCAUCCAGGCUUAUUUGAUAAGGACCACUGGAUAUCGCACCUUUCUGUCAAUUCUCUUGUACUCUUAGAUGGAGGUAAUGUAUAGACAUCUCAGAAAGACGAUGAAUAUAAACAAUAAAGAAGUACAGCCUUGCAGUUGAUAGCUUAGCUGCAAGUCAUUUAUUGUUCAAAUAAUUAUAGAUCUAUUCAGUAACAUCGCUUAAAUGAAUGGUAUUAAUUCCAGUAUUAAUGAUUACUCGGACAAAUUUCACCAUACGUUAGAGUUUGAUAGAAUCUAAUGUUUAUUAGGGUCGAAAUCAAACAUCCUUAUUGAAAUUAAUUGAUUAGUGAUAAGAUUUAAAUGUAGAGUUCAUUGAUGAACAGGUACAGUACCAAGAUAUGCACGACUUCCAUCAUAUUUAGUGUUGACUGUAUGAUCAGUUUGCCUUAUGCAUCGAAAGGAAGAACAGACGUAUGUCAGUCAGUCACAACGUAAAACUUCGUACGUACGUACAUCAGUUCGAGUUGCCAUAUCAUAUUAGCGGAUAUCUCGCCUACGCCAUAAAUUGUGGUGCCGUGCUUCAAUAAUAGUUCACUUCGAUAACCGUUAUUAUACCAAUCUUAACGGUGUAUAAAAUCAGAAGGCAAAAGGAAGCGGCAACUACAUUUAUAUUGAUAAAUGAUACAGACCAGAAAGCUGUGGGCACAUGAGCAAGUGUAAGCGAGCGAAGCAAAGAUGAUGCAUCGUGGAGAUGGCUGGGAAGCCAACUCCAGAGUGAAGCAAGAUUAAUGCGUAUUGGAGAUGGCGGGGAAGCCAACUCACUAUGAGCAUGCAUUACUCAAUAUUUAUAAUCAGGC